Molecule: messenger RNA, 2364 nt
Organism: Exophiala bonariae
Lineage: Eukaryota; Fungi; Ascomycota; Eurotiomycetes; Chaetothyriales; Herpotrichiellaceae
Exons: 3
Coding region: 1-2364 (787 amino acids)
Source: RefSeq, a predicted model, not a curated record
AUGAAAUGGUCUCAUACAAACCACAAGUCAAGCAGUUCUUAUCUUCAAGUCAAUUCUGAGUCAGACUUACACCUUGGAGACGUCGUGGGAAAAGAAGCACUUUCUUCGACAGCUACCUUUGACUCUGUCGAAUCUAAGGCCCCCCGUCAGUUAUGUUCACCCAAAAGUCGCCGCACGACAUUAGGUAUUUACAAAGAUAAAUGGCGACUCGGCGCAUCGGUGGCAGCUCUGGUAGCUAUUUUGACGGCAUUGAUCAAUCUCAGCGUUGGGGCAUGGGCGACAUCUCGCAUGGGCGACGGCAAUCCCAUGUCGAAGGGUAUCCUGGUGGAGAUAUUUCAUGGCGACUGCAAAAAGGCAUCAACGAUGAACACCUGGGCACAUCUAGCAAUCAACGUUGUUAGCACAUGUUUGUUGGCAGGCAGUAACUACUGUAUGCAAUGUCUGGUUGCUCCCACCAGAGUUGAUAUCGAUCAAGCCCACCGAAAAUUCAAGUGGCUUGAUAUCGGCCUCCCAUCCAUACGCAAUCUCAGAUAUAUCGAAGCUCGACGCAGGUGGCUUUGGAUACUUCUGGCGGCAUCCUCAUUGCCAUUGCAUCUUCUAUUCAAUUCGUCGUUCUUCUCAUCCAUCGCGUCUAUGAAUUACAGUUCAGUACUCGCAACGCCAGGCUUUCUACAAGGUGACCGCUUUGAUUUGAAUUCCACCAAAUAUGUUACUGGCUCCUAUGGUUCAUCUGCCUACACAGAGCAAGCCCUCACCCGACUCCAAGAGGAAGUCAUGACGAAUCGUACUCAAUUCGAGCGGCUUGAAAACGCAGCAUGUAUCCUAGCGUACGCCAAUGAUCUGAUCACCAAUCGCAGAUCAGUCAUCAUGGUGACCAGUGAUGAUUCCCCGCGUGCAAACGGCUCUGUUCUGUCAUUCACGACCGGUGUUACUGCCAUGCCUCAGUCCUAUAGCUACGACUGGAUUUGUCCACUACCACCUGCUCCUUAUUACACUUGGCAGUCUCCAUACUAUAGCUGCCCCGAACAAAUCACCAGAGGUCUAAUCGAUCCCGAACACUGGACUCCCUUCAACGUAACCGUGCAGUAUUGCCUUAGCCAAAAAGUCGAGGAGCAAUGUGGCUUUCACGCCAACAUAGCUAUCAUUUGGACUGUUGUCAUCUGCAAUAUCGUCAAGGUUUUGAUUAUGGUCUUCUUGGCCUACUCUCGUGGUCUUGAGACACCACUCUUGACGGUCGGAGAUUCUGUGGCAUCAUUCAUGACCAAACCUGAUCCAACCACCGAAGAUUCGGGACCGACAACCAUUCGCGCAGUUAAAGCUCUGAAGACUAAAAAGGGAUCUGAUCCAUCGAAGAUUUGGAGCUCAGACAAACUUGCUGGUUGGCAGCCUUCGAAUCGACUCAGAUGGUUUCAUGCCGUGUCGAUUCCACGUUGGUGUUUUACCCUGACCUAUCUUACUGCUUGUCUCUGCACUGUUGGAGGCUUGCUUGGGCCUGCAGUGGCUCAAGUGGCUGAAUCCACAGGUGAUAAAUCCCUUGGAGCUCUUUUCGCAACGGGUCUUGGUAAAGUUCGGCUUGAAUCUACUCUCACAAGUUGGAACAUAACCUACAUGGGCGUGCAACAAGCUAUCGUGUCCUCUGUAUUGGUUGCGAACUCGCCCCAGUUGGCACUGUCAAUCCUUUACUUUGCUAUAAAUACUGUUCUCACGUCAAUGAGUUCGGCAAGCGAGUGGUCACACUUUUCCGUGCGAUACGCCGAGAAGCACAAACCGAAACCCCUCAGAACAUCCAAUCCUGUUGGGAAACAGAGAGGAACCCAUUUCCUACAAUUGCCUUUCAAAUUCGCCAUCCCGUUAGGCAUCGUGGCGACCCUCCUGCAUUGGCUGAUCUCACAAUCGAUCUUCCUGGUCGCCAUUUCCGUAUACAAUCCCGACGGUACACUUGCCAACCCUUUCCAGUUGGCGACUUGUGGAUUCAGCCCGAUUGGCAUGAUUUUUGUCAUUAUCUGCGGUAUUGUGAUGUUGAUCUGUCUACUUUGUAUAGGCUUGAUCAAGCUCGACGGCACCAUGCCCAUCGUCAGUAGUUGCUCUGCGGCUAUUUCGGCGGCCUGCCAUUUGAGAUACCCUCCCGGAGGCGGCGCUCGGCAGACCUAUCUUCUCGAGGCAAGGGAAGAUGCGAGACUCCAACUGGCUCAGGAGCCUGUGGUCUGGGGCAAGUUGGUACAAGAUGAGCAAACCUUCCAGUGGAGCAAUGAGAUAUCCCUUGAAGAGCGGAAGCAGUACAGUUUUGUGAGUGGUCAGGGACUAGGGUGGCGGGAAAAAGUGACGACGCCCCUACCAGAGAACAAAAACUUGGAUUUUUUAUAG